UGCAAUCAUCUGAUAUCAGUGGAUAAGCUGUCAUUUAGAGGGUAGUGAAAACAAUCAUCUGUCAUGUCGCAUAUAGUGGAGAAGUUUAACUACUUAAAGAAGCGGAAGUCGGUAAAGUACGGAUUACCAUUCCUAAUUCUGAUAGUCGGAGGCUCCUUUGGCCUUAAACACUUCACUUCCUUACGAUAUGAGUAUUCAAAGAAGCAGCCGGUGGAUCCAGAAGAAAUGAAAAAGUUUGGAGUGAAUAUGAAGAAGCACACUGAAGUCACGCUGGAGAGUGAAUAUGAGAAGAUUAAGGGGAUUGACAUUGACAAUUGGGAGCAGAAGCGAGGUCCUCGGCCUUGGGAGGAAGAACCGCCGAAAUAGUACUUGUUAAAAUAAGUAGUUGUUAUACCCUUAUAGUACGAAUAAUGAUUUUUUCAGCAUUGUUUUAA
This is a messenger RNA of Hermetia illucens (black soldier fly), 434 nucleotides long. It is a transcript of the gene l(3)neo43, whose product is annotated as cytochrome c oxidase assembly protein COX16 homolog, mitochondrial. The transcript has 2 exons. Gene Ontology annotation, cellular component: mitochondrial inner membrane. Gene Ontology annotation, biological process: mitochondrial respiratory chain complex IV assembly. The record is from RefSeq and is a predicted model, not a curated record. NCBI's taxonomy places the organism in Eukaryota, Metazoa, Arthropoda, Insecta, Diptera, Stratiomyidae. Bases 64 to 366 code for a protein of 100 amino acids.